Molecule: messenger RNA, 2763 nt
Organism: Diceros bicornis minor
Lineage: Eukaryota; Metazoa; Chordata; Mammalia; Perissodactyla; Rhinocerotidae
Product: small proline-rich protein 2H
Exons: 2
Coding region: 1041-1556 (171 amino acids)
Source: RefSeq, a predicted model, not a curated record
GCUUCAUUUUUCUCCAUGGCCCAGCCACCUGGGGUCUGCUCAGCCUCGGGCAGCUGUCCCCUGGUCUGCCAGGGCUUGACAGACUCUAUCUCCCCCCAAACCCUUGAGGGCUGUUGUACCUGACUGUUUGGGGCCUGUCUAGCUGCCCCUUCUGAUGGAUCCACCUCUCUCGAGUCACUUUUAUCACAUCACCCUGUUGUGUUUGUAGACAUUUUCAUGCCGUGAACUAAGCUAAUGUAUCUGUUUGUUUACACCGUAUCUGUUUGGUUUUGGUUCCCACCCCGCCCCACCAUAUUUAUGGGCGCUCCAUAUGAGAGGACACUUAGCUGUCUUGUUCACCACCAUAACCAGUGCCUGAUGCACGAUAGGCCCUCAAAUAAUAAUUGUUCAGGCUGGUUUUCAGUCUCCCAGAGACAGCUGGGCACCCCUACACCCACAGCUGGGUUUUGCCCUACCUGGAAACUCCCAGAACCUAGGCAUCCUCCCUCUGCUACCAGCUCCCACCAACAUCCCUGGCUCAGUUUCGGAGCACUGCCGCUGCUGCUGCUACUGCUGCCGCCACUGCCGCUGCCGCUCCCUCCCUAACUCUCCUCUGGCCACCAGGGCUGGAGAGUGAUGGGCAGGGGUCCUUAUCCAGGCAGGUGUCAGGUGCCUGGAGCUCAGGAAAUACUUUUUGAUGGAAUAAAAGGGAAGACUUCAGAGAUGAUAGGACCUCACCAAGUGGAGUAAGGAGACAGUGCACUCCCGACAGAAGGAACAGUGUGGACAAAGGCCUGGAGGCAUGAAAGUGCACAUCAUAUUUGAAGAACGUGUCCUGGUCUGGUGCAGUUGGAGGGUUUCCAGUGGAGGGGAGGGCAGCAGGAGAGCAUUGUCAGGCAGGCCUGCAAGGGGGGGCCACAUGGGGAGGUCUGAGCUCCCUGCAGGCUCAGCAAGGCUCAGCAGUGUCUCAGGUUUAAUCCUGCCCCCCAGAGUCCUCCCCUCCUACUCCACCCCUGCCCUCCCCUUCACCCAACCCCCAGCCUGGCCACUCCUGCAGCUGAAUGGACUUCUCUCUGGGCCUACGCUUGGGGCCUCGGAACAAGAAGGCCACCCACCAACAGCCCCCUAAACCCUCUGGGCACGGCCCACCGGCUGCCUCUCCUUGUCUAUCCUGUCCGCCCUCUGUCUGUGCCUGCCCCUGCCCUGGCUGUCCCCCUCCCACCUGCUCGGGCACUGCCUAUCCCUCUUAUGCAGCUACCUGCCCCUCCUGUCCCAGCCUCCCUGGCCCACCCUGCACCUGCUCCUGCCCUCCCUGCCCUGCCUGUCCUCCCUUGACUUGUCCCCACAGCUCCUGCAUCCCAUGCCCUGGUCCACAGGUGACCUGCUGCCACCCCUCACCUUGCCCCAAUUACCCUUGCUCCAAGGGCCGAGCUGUCUGUCCGAGCUCCUGCUUGGGCUGCAGUGACAGCUGUGGCUGUGGCCGAGGGGAUGCCUGGGGGCCCCCAGGCUCCACUGGCCGCCGCAGCUGCUGCUCCAGGGGACAACGCACCUCUCAGAGGCACUGUCUGAUAGUCUAGGUGGCUGUUGCCCACCUGAGAGAUUGUCAGUCUCCCGGAGCACUUCUGGAGCUGCUUCUUCAGGAGGGAGGCAGAAGCUCUGGGUGGAGUGAAGAGAGGGAUCAGCUGGAGCCCUGGCCCAGGCAGGUAGAGGAAGCAGGCUGCUCAGAGCCCCCAGCCGCCCCCUCAGUCCUGGGGUGAGAGCGGGGCAUCUGCUUUGAAGUUAAUGUCUGGGCAUGCUCCUGCUGGUUCCAGAACCUCCUGUUCUGCAACUUCUGGAAUGGAAAGUGUUCUUCUCAGGGCCUCCUCCAUGGCCGCUGAAGGGUAGCCAAAUAGGUCUGAGUGGUGGAGAAAACAUCUUAUUUACAGAAGAAUUCCAGCUAAUGUGGAAGGAACAUGGAAUAAGAAAAAUCACCACUUUUCAACCCCUAAUGAAAUAAUUGACAAAGCAAGAGCCAUCAAUGGAUAAAACAAAGGAUGAUGGCUGAGAACUUUACAAUGGAGGAAUCAAGCUGUCACCACCUGACCCCACUGAUGAAUCUUAGCCUCACUAAAAGGGUCACAAGCACACACAGUGUCCCUCCUGAUGUGAUGAAUCUAAAGGACUCAGCACCACCUAUGAAGGACUUGCCCAACAAAGCAACAAACAAAAAAACUGAACAGGAUUCUGAUCGAACCUCUAGAGCUAACCUCCAUUUAAUACUGGGGAUGGAGGAACAAAUUAAAUGACACAACGAGGAAGUAAGAAGACACAUCCAGAAUGUGGGACAUUCUACAGAAAUCUGACCCAAUUUCUUCAACUAGUCAAUGGCUGUGGCAAAAAAGUGAGAGGAGACAUAAAAAGACAACUACUCCAUGGAACAUGUGGACCUUGAUGGUCCCUGAUUUGGACAACCCAAUUGUGAAAAGACAUUUUCAGACAGUUGGGGACGUUUAAUUAUGGACUGGGUAUUUAUGAUGCCAAGGAACCAGUGUUGAUUUUGUUAGAUGUAAAAAUGGCUCUGGGAUUGUAUAAGAAAAGGUCCUUAUUUCCUAGAGAUGCAAACUGAAGUAUGGAGUGAAGUGACAUAUUUAAUUUUAAACAUUUCAGCAAAUAAAAAAGGACAGAAAGAAAGUAGAAAGAACAAAGUGAAAAAAAUAAAUAUUGUUGAAUUAAGUAUAUAUAGGUUCACAGAACUAGGCUCUCUUCCCUUGUGUAGGUUUGAACAGUUUCAUAAUAAAAGUUUUA